AUGGACAACUCACCAACUAGCACCCCAACACCAAAACCAACACCAACCCCAACACGCGUCAUCAUUCGCGCCUGCGUCACGGACAUCCCAGGAGACCCGCACGCACGACCUCAUCGCCUCGGACGAGACUUCUGCCAACAAAUCCUCUCUCGCCCAUACGCGGACGACCUCCAGGCCGAAUGUCACGAUGCGACGCACAUCCUGCCAAACCUCGACGCGCCAAACGAAGGACGGGCCUGGUUCAUGUACGACUUCAAUGUCGUCGGCCCCCUGAGCAAACAGGAGAUCCUCGCUAUCCCACACUCCGUCUAUCAUGCUACCCGGCGAGGCGAUUCUUGGUACGUCUCUACAUGGCGAUGGAUCACCGACGAGCAGAAAAGCUUGGGGUUGACGGUUUACGUGCGUGUACAUAGGGUGUUUACUCCACGUGAUAGUUGGGUCCCUGAAGCGAGGAAGUACUGUGCGAUGUAUCCCUGGGGAGGUGAGGUAGGUAGCGGAGACCGCGAAGUUAUUGCCUGA
Molecule: messenger RNA, 519 nt
Organism: Drepanopeziza brunnea f. sp. 'multigermtubi' MB_m1
Lineage: Eukaryota; Fungi; Ascomycota; Leotiomycetes; Helotiales; Drepanopezizaceae
Source: RefSeq, a predicted model, not a curated record